Pyrgilauda ruficollis (rufous-necked snowfinch) is the source of this 2442-nucleotide messenger RNA. RefSeq names its product semaphorin 4A (gene SEMA4A). Gene Ontology annotation, molecular function: chemorepellent activity; semaphorin receptor binding. The transcript has 14 exons. Gene Ontology annotation, biological process: negative chemotaxis; semaphorin-plexin signaling pathway; axon guidance. Lineage: Eukaryota; Metazoa; Chordata; Aves; Passeriformes; Passeridae. The coding region runs from base 33 to 2339 and encodes 768 amino acids. The record is from RefSeq and is a predicted model, not a curated record.
CGUGUGCCCUCACCCUCGCCCUCCCCGCAGGGAUGGUGGUGGGACCCUCGUGGGGCGCGCCCCUGCCGCCCCCCGCCAUGCCCGCCGCCCUUCGCCUGCUCUGCGGGGUGGUGGUGCCGGCUGCCCUGCUCUGCGCGGAGCCCCUGCCCCGCGUCACCUUCCCCAGCGGGGACCCCCGGCGGACCCUCACCCACUUCAGCCAGGACAACGUCUCCCAUUAUGACAUCUUCCUCCUGGGUGAGAGCGAGGAGGAGCUCUACGUGGGGGCACGCGACUGGGUGCUGGCCCUCGCUGUUGGCACCCCUGGCAGCAUCCGUGCCAAGGCCUCGAUAAUGUGGGGACCCACAGAUGAGAAAACCUCUGAAUGUGCUUUCAAGAAGAAGAGCCAAGAGACUGAGUGCUUCAACUUCAUCCGAGUCCUGGUGGCCCUGAACCAGACCCACCUCUACGCCUGUGGGACCUACGCCUUCAGCCCCGCGUGCACCUACAUUCACCUGGAGAACUUCACGCUGGUGGCCAGUGGCAGAGGACAGUCCUUCCUGGACGGGAAGGGCCAGUGCCCCUUCGAUCCCCAGCACACUUACACGGCCCUGCUGGUGGACGGAGAGCUCUAUGCUGGCACCAUGAACAACUUCCAGGGCAACGAGCCCAUCAUCUCCCGCUCGCUGGGCACCCGCACCCUGCUCAAGACAGACGCCUUCCUCCGCUGGCUCUCAGCCGACGCCGCCUUCGUGGCCUCCUUCAGCAUCCCUGGGGAUGACAAGGUCUACUUCUUCUUCGAGGAGACAGCGGACGAGUUCGACUUCUUUGAGAGGCUCCUGGUGCCACGGGUGGCCCGUGUGUGCAAGAGCGAUGUAGGGGGGGACAAGGUGCUGCAGAAGAAGUGGACAACUUUCCUGAAGGCGCAGCUGGAGUGCUCCCAGGCUGGCCGCUUCCCCUUCAACGUCAUCCACCACGCCUUUGCCCUGCCCCGCCACGACGGCGGCGCCGACUUCUACGCAGUGUUCACCUCGCAGUGGCAGGCGGGCAGGGCGGGCAGCGCCGCCGUCUGUGCCUACAGACAGGAGGAUCUGGAGGAGGUCUUCGAGGGCAAGUACAAGGAGCUGAACAAGGAGAGCUCUCGCUGGACCGUCUACAGUGGCCCCGACAUGAGUCCCCGGCCUGGCAGUUGCUCCAUGGGUGCCUCCUCGGACAAAGCCCUUUCCUUCAUGAAGGACCAUUUCCUGAUGGACGGGAAGGUGUCACCCCUGCAGGGGCAGCCUCUCCUGGUGAAGUCAGAUGUCACCUACACGCGCAUCACAGUGCACGAGACUCGCAGUGUGCAGGGGACCCCGUAUCGUGUCAUGUUCCUGGCCACAGCUGAGGGUUUCCUGCACAAGGCAGUGCAGCUGUCGGGGGGUGCCCACAUCGUGGAGAGCAUCCAGCUCUUUUCAGUGCCAGAGCCAGUGAGGAACCUGCUGCUGGCGCCAGGGAAGGGCAUCCUCUAUGUGGGCUACUCCAGAGGCGUCCUGCAGGUCCCACUGGCCAACUGCAGCCUGCACCGGAGCUGCGCCGAGUGCGUGCUGGCACGGGACCCCUACUGCGCCUGGCACAGCCCCGAGGGCUCCUGCCGGCCCGCCCGCCUCGCCACUGAGAACACGAGUGCGUGGCUGCAGGACAUUGAGAAGGGGAGCCCGGUCACCAUGUGCCACCGCGGGAGGAGCGCAGCCAUGCCCCGCUCCUGGGGGGCACCAGAGGACCCCGCUGUCCAGGGGCUCAGCCCCCCGCUGAACGCCGUGGUCCAGCUGCCGUGCCCCCGCCGCUCCGCCCUGGCCACCUACAGCUGGCAGCAGCCCGACGGUGCCCGGGGGCACACGGUGCUGCAGCCUGACCACACGCUGGUGGUCAUCAUGCAGCAGGGAAUGGCCGGCACCUACAAGUGCCAGGCCACAGAGAACGGCUACACCUGGACCGUGGCUCACUACCAGCUCGGGGACUCUGGCGAGGAUGGGCUGGCGGAGCAGGGCUCGGCCCCCGGCUCGUACUGGCCGCAGUUUGUCACGGUGGCCGUGCUGCUGGCCAUGACGCUGGCCAUGGCCGCCUGCCUGGCCCUCCUCGCCUGCCACGACCAGCUCAGGGCUCGCAGCAAGGUGCGGGGCUGCGGCGCGCCCCACAGCCCCCCGUCCCGCCACCGGGAGAAGGUGCCCCUCAAUGGGGGCACCGGAGAGCCCCCGGCACCCGGAGCUGCCACCGAGGAGGAGGAGGAGGAUGAAGGCUCCCAGGCUUGCUGCCUCCAGCUCGAUGGGGACAUCGACGUGGACAACAACCGGCUCCACGUGCCAGCGGGGGACACGGCGUGACACUGCCAGUGGGUCAGGGAGACCCUGGGGAGGGGGGGUGUGGGGAGGGGUGUGACUGUGAAAGGGUUUUUGUUUUGUUUUAUUUAAUACACCUGGUUGAACC